Messenger RNA from Mytilus californianus (California mussel), 4046 nucleotides. RefSeq names its product far upstream element-binding protein 1-like. Gene Ontology annotation, biological process: regulation of DNA-templated transcription. The transcript is spliced from 21 exons. NCBI's taxonomy places the organism in Eukaryota, Metazoa, Mollusca, Bivalvia, Mytilida, Mytilidae. The coding region runs from base 61 to 2301 and encodes 746 amino acids. Gene Ontology annotation, molecular function: mRNA binding. Gene Ontology annotation, cellular component: cytoplasm; nucleus. The record is from RefSeq and is a predicted model, not a curated record.
CAGAAAACCAGAAGUUAUUCAUCGCAAAUUUUUAUUCCGCCAUUUUUGUUGUAUCGGGAGAUGGAUGCGGGAGGCCCUGGUCAAUUUGAUGCACAAAAAGCUGCUUUUGCUGACGCUGUAGCCCGUGCCCGACAGAUUGCUGCUAAGAUUAACCAGCCUGGACAAGGUGGUGGUGAUACAGGGCCAUUGAAACGCUCAUUUGAAUCAGACGGGCAAGGUGAACCUGAAUUCAAGAAGAGUACUCCUGAUAUUAAUGAUCCAUUAGGAUCACAGAUAAAGUCCAACCAAGAUCAACAAAGCAGAAGUUCAGCAGCUCAAGCUGCUAAAGAAGCAGCUCAAAGAAUUAACCAACAGCUCGGAAAAGGAGGACCUACGUCACCCCCAGCAGUCAAUCCAGCUCUGCAGAAGCCCGGCCCACAUGCAGGUCUGGGGAUGGUGGUCACAGAAGAAUUUAGAGUCCCAGAUAAGAUGGUUGGGUUGAUAAUAGGAAAAGGAGGAGAGCAGAUAACAAGACUACAGGCAGAGACUGGGUGUAAAAUACAGAUAGCUCCUGACAGUGGUGGACUUCCAGAUAGGCCAUGCCAACUAACAGGGAGUGCUGCUUCUAUUGGUGCUUGCAAGCAGCAGAUGCAGGAUAUCAUUGCCAGAGGACAGAGUGGUAAUGGAAUGGAGAUGAUGGGAGGAGGAGGAGGGGUUGGUGGUGGUGGUGGUGGUGGUAGUGUUGGCAAUGGUGGAAUGUAUGGGGACAUGCAAACUGUUGUAGAAAUGUUGAUUCCAGGAAACAAGGUCGGACUCAUUAUUGGAAAAGGAGGAGAGACCAUCAAAGUCUUGCAGGAAAGGGCAGGUGUUAAAAUGGUUAUGAUACAAGACAGCAAUAUUCAAACAGCCCAUGAAAAACCUUUGAGAAUUACAGGAGAUCCUCAGAACUGUCAGAGAGCAAAAGAAAUGGUCAUGGAUUUAUUAGCAGAGAAGGAAAUGGAAUCUAUGGGAGGUGGAUAUGGCAAUUUUGGUGGUCAGAAUUCUAGUGGAUCAGAGAUUCAAGUUCCUAGAAGUGCAGUAGGGAUUGUUAUUGGAAAGAAUGGAGAUAUGAUCAAAAAAAUCCAAUCAGAGACUGGUGCUAAGGUUCAAUUUAAACCAGAUGAUGGUAGAACAGAUAACAGAGUAUGUACUAUUAGUGGUGCUUCAGAUAAAGUUCAAGCUGCUAUCCAGAUGAUUCAGAGGUUAUUACCCGACGAGGAUGGGGAUUUUCCUUUUCAGAGUGGUGGAAUGGGUCGAGGAUUUGGACGUGGUAGAGGGGGUCCUGGAGGGGGAAGAGGUGGAUUUGGGCCAGGUGGGGGCAGAGGAAGAGGAGGUGGAGGAGGAGGCAUGGGUGGUUUUAAUGAUGAAAACUUCUUCCCUGUACCAGCAGACAAAUGUGGCCUGGUUAUUGGAAAAGGUGGAGAAACAAUCAGACAGAUCAAUCAACAGUCAGGGGCCCAUGUUGAAUUGCAGAGAAACCCAGGUCCAAAUCCUAAUGAGAAGGUGUUUGUAGUCCGUGGUAACCCACAACAAGUUCAACAGGCUGUUCAAAUGAUAGCAGAGAAAGCUGGAGUUCCAGUGGGUCCAGGUGGUCCUGGAGGACCUGGUCCAGGUGGUCCCCAUGGUGGUAUGGGUGGACCCGGUGGUGGUCCAGGAGGGUAUGGAGAUCAGUUUGGUGGAAAUGGAGGUCCAAGUCCAGGAGAUCAAGGCCAGUUUGGUGGUCCUGGGCCAAAUGAUGGAGGGAAUAGUCCUUAUGGUGACCAUUAUGGUCAGUCUGGUGGAGGUCAACCCCCUCAACAAUAUGGUGGACCUCAGGGUGGACAAGGAGGCUGGGGAGGUGGUGGUGGUGGUGGAGGAGGAGCAGGAGGAGGUUGGGGUGGUAACAGUUAUGGAGGACCUCAGGGUGGUCCAGGAUAUCAACAGCCUCAACCUCAACCAUCUGGAGAUCCAAAUCAGAGUAAACAGGCUCAAGAUAAUGCUGCAGCAUGGGCUGCUUACUAUGCCCAGUUCUACAACCAGACUCCGUAUGCUCAGUAUGGUGGACAGCAGUAUCCUGCAGGACAACAACCCCAGCAGCAGCAACCUGUUCAACAGCCACAACAGCCAGCUUCUCAACAACCUUCAGCCAUCAACCCACAAACUGGCCAGCCAGAUUACAGCCAAGCAUGGGCAGAGUAUUACAGACAGCAAGGAAUGUUUACGCAGGCUCAGAUGGUCUUGCAACAAGCUGCAGCCUUACAAGCAGGGGCAGGUGGUCAUCAGCCUACACAGCCUCCUCAGUAAAUUACUAGUAACAGGAAUCGAAUGGCAAUAUUUUGGUCAAGACUUUUAUAUAAGACUGUUGUGAAAGAAUCAUCAUAUUUAACAUCCACACAGAAGACAUAGGCUACUAUUGAAAAGUGCUCAUCUUGACAAUGAACAUUUAAUUAAGACUUUUGCAUUGGGGUAUUCUUUAAUUUGUUAAAAUUGUAAGUGCAUUUUUUCUAUAUAAAGUUGUUUUCUUAUUGAUAAAAGUAUAUGUUUAUUGCCAUUUCAUGUUGCAAAUUGUGAUUCAUUAUUUUAUGUAAAGAAGAGUAUUUUAUUAUCAUUGAUGAUCAUUUUAUCUUGAUGCCCUUGUAUUGUAUAUGAUAUAAAACAUUUCUGUACUUCAGUGCCAAAUUUGAGUAAAUUUAGAAUACCCCAAAGCAACUCUCUCUUUUUUUCAUUGUCAGGGAUUAUUUUUUUUUGUCUGUCAUAAAAUAUAGUUGUAGGACAUAGUUUGUUUUAUACUUUUUAGACAAUACAUUCCAAAUGGUAAAUGCUUAUUUUUUUGUUUCUUGAAAAUAUUGCAAUUUAUUCACUGUUAUUUAUAUUAUGUAUUCUUGAAAAUUAUUUUGCAUUGCAAUCAAAACUCUUAAUAUUGAUCGUGAAAGACUUAUUCUUUUUUAUUUUGUGUUAGUUGUAGUUUUUCAGAGAAAGACACAUGUUUAAUUUUAAUGAAAAUAAUGUGCAUUGAAUUUAUUGCUGUUAAAAGAUUUCAUAUUGAUAUCAUGUUUUACUUGAAAUGUUAAAAGUAUUUUAAAGAAGAUAAUGCCUUUUGAAAUGAUAGAGAUAUAUAAUUUCAUUAUUUUGUUGAAAUGACUUUUUGAAUUGUUUUUUACAUGAUAAAUUUGCAUUGCAUAUGAUAUAAAUGAAAACUUUUUCGUAUUGAUAUAUUUUCCAUUGCAUAUUGGUCGUAAUGAUUAUUUUAGUUUCACUUGAACAAUGAAUUUUUAAACAUUUGAAAUAUUGAUAUUUUUUUGCCAUGUCUUAUUGAAGUUCAAAAUGUAUGUUUCUAGUAUUAUUAUAUGAUGCAUUGAAAAAACAUGUCCAGGAGGGGUAACCUCCCUUAACUAAGUGAGAUUACCUCUCUUUCUUUGCUUAAAAUGAUGAUUAUAUCCAACUAUAUUAUUGAUGUCUGUUAAAUUGAUGAUGAUGAUACCCAUGUGUUGAUGAUGAGAAUUCUAUUAUGCAUUGCGUUGUUCAUAUAUAUUGAGAUCGUCGAUUCUUGUUGCCAUAGAAGCUGGUCCCCCAAAGCUACCUGCCCAUUGGUCAUCGUUGUACAUAGUGUGUUGUAUAUCCCAUACUUAUUCAGGUUUUCCUUUAUUGGACCUUGCGCCAAGAUAUUGUUUAUGUAUGAGCUGUUGGUGUUAUAUAAUUAUUAGUAUAUUCUAUCUAGGUGAUUUGACCAUUAAUCUUUACAUAGUUCUUAGCCAUUUUUUCUUGAUAUUUGCUUGGUAUAUGUUGUUUUUAAUUUGUAAUUGGUAUUCACAGAUACACACAAUCAUCCAUGUUACCUUAACUGAUUGAUCACAUUGAAUGUCUUUUUUAUAUAGAGUAAUGAUAAAAGCAUUUUAAUAAAUAACUAUGUAAACCCAGUGAUAACUAUCUCACAUGUAUUUCUUUUGUGCUGUGUAUAUGUAUACUUUUUUUUACCCUCAGAGGGUUACACAUGUCUACCCGAGAACGGGUAUGGUUAUGUGACAAAAAUAAAUAUGUUUUAAAAUGAA